Molecule: messenger RNA, 1479 nt
Organism: Naegleria lovaniensis
Lineage: Eukaryota; Heterolobosea; Eutetramitea; Acrasida; Naegleriidae
Exons: 1
Coding region: 1-1479 (492 amino acids)
Source: RefSeq, a predicted model, not a curated record
AUGAAGAAUCCUUCCUCUUCUCGCAACGCCACUUGCUCCGACUCUUCUUGUUGUUUCAUUACCACUGAAAUUUCCAAAAACGCAAUUCUAAAUUCAUUACAAGAUGAGGUACCGAGUGAUCGGAAAGAACCAUUCCAUUCUUUUAAUGAUCGUGAGGAGCAACAGCAACAACAAUCGAAAUUGAAUAAUUCAUCAUUGGAUGGAGCAUCUUCCACUAGCACGACAAUAAUUACUUCACCGAAACCGAUUACAGCUCCACCCAUGAACGAAAAAGGAAAGGAAUUUUGUUUAAUGUUAUUGGAUCGAUUAUUACAAGAACAUGAUUUAAAAAUUUUACAUUCAAAUUCCAAAUAUGAUUCUUCUAGUGUUAAGCAAACACGGAAUGAAGAUUCUGAUCGGAAUAUGGAUGAUCAUCAUUUGAACGACAAUAAGCUCAACACUUGUUGCUGUUGUGACAAGGAGAAGGAAAAUAAUUUUCCAGGUGUGAUGAAGCCAACAUCCAUUUCAAGAGAGCAUUGGCCUCAGUAUAUCACAAUUUGUGGCAUUGGAAGUUUAUUAUCGGAAAAAUCAGCGAAACGAACAUUUCCUGAACUACAUAAUUUUCGAAAAGCGAUUGUUAAGGGUUAUCUUCGAACCUUUAAUUUAGUUGCAAUUUCGAGUUUACCUUUUGGAGAUUUGGAAAAGAGAAAAGUGGCAUCGGUAGCGGCCGCUUCACACGAUGAAGUGAGUGACAUGGUUUGUCAGAAAAUUAUUGCAAAACAACAAGAACAUUAUAAAGAAAUUGGAAAUUCGAAUCAAAGGAAACAACAAAUUCAACGGCCACAAGAUAUUGAAAUGUAUUGUACAGCCUUUGAAGUUCCACUUUCGGAGGAGAUUUGGUGUGCAUUCAUGACAAGAGAGCAUCGAUAUCAACUAAAAUUUGUGACACUCGAUCAAGAAUUUAAGAAUGACACUUUUGUGCCAAGUUGUUCGUGUGCAAAUGGCUCAUGUGGAGGAGGCUCUGAAAAUAGCUGUCAAUGCUGUAACUGCUCAGUGACAUUUCAAAAUCACCUCGUGUCGUGUGGAUGCAAAGCAUUGAUCUGCUGUCAAUACAAUGACGAUCUUUACAAAACAGAGCGAUGCAUUACCUAUGAAAAUGAAUUUCAUGAAAGAGUUGCUCGGCAUUACAAUGGAAGAAUUUGGUAUCACACCAAAGAUGUGUACUUGGAAAGUCAACAAUGCACACAAGAAUGCAUGAUGACUUGUGAAACGACACUUGAAAAUUCAGACACAACACCCACCAAAAUAGCUCAAAUUCCAAUCAAACCCAUUUCAAAAUAUCUCGAACUAUGUUUCAAUGCAGCAUUAGAAUUGGGAACAGAUGUGUUACGAAAUUUCAUGUACACGAGCAUUCUUGCUGAUGGUCAAACCCUCAUGGAAGAUUAUGUGAAAAUUGAAGAACCAGAACUGUAUGAAAAGUAUUCAAAAUAUUACUUGUAA